This is a messenger RNA of Hevea brasiliensis (rubber tree), 1094 nucleotides long. RefSeq names its product vesicle transport v-SNARE 13. Gene Ontology annotation, biological process: vesicle fusion; vesicle-mediated transport; intracellular protein transport. The record is from RefSeq and is a predicted model, not a curated record. Gene Ontology annotation, molecular function: SNAP receptor activity; SNARE binding. Lineage: Eukaryota; Viridiplantae; Streptophyta; Magnoliopsida; Malpighiales; Euphorbiaceae. The coding region runs from base 205 to 867 and encodes 220 amino acids. Gene Ontology annotation, cellular component: Golgi apparatus; ER to Golgi transport vesicle membrane; late endosome membrane. The transcript is spliced from 6 exons.
AACGGCAAAAUUCGCCUCGAAAUUAAUCAUUUUACCUUUUCUUUCUCCCAUUGUACACCAUUCGAUUCGCUUCCUCCCGGUACUAUCGUUUCCUCAAUUCUGAAGUUUGCAAAUCACCACCUCCUUGAGGGGUCCCACUCCUGACUCCGGCUAUCUUCGCCGGCGAUCAUACCAGAUCGACCUUUCUGUUGAGAAAUUGCAAGCAUGAGUGAAGUAUUUGAAGGAUACGAGCGUCAAUACUGCGAGCUCUCCGCAAAUCUUUCCAGGAAGUGUACCGCAGCCGGUGCUCUUGAUGGAGAGCAAAAGAAGCAAAAGCUUUCUGAAGUUAAAACUGGGCUGGAGGAUGCGGAAUCUUUGAUUCGUAAAAUGGACCUUGAAGCAAGAAGUUUACAGCCAAAUGUUAAGGCUGUCCUUCUGGCUAAGUUGAGGGAAUAUAAGUCAGAUCUGAACAAUUUGAAAAGUGAAGUUAAAAGAAUCGCAUCUGGUAACUUAAAUCCAGCUGCCCGAGAUCAGCUGUUGGAAUCAGGAAUGGCAGAUGCAUUGAUGGCAUCAGCUGAUCAAAGAUCAAGAUUAAUGAUGUCUACAGACAGAUUAAAUCAGUCCAGUGACAGAAUUAAGGAAAGUAGAAGAACCAUGCUGGAAACUGAAGAGCUUGGUGUUUCAAUUCUUCAAGAUUUGCAUCAACAGCGACAGUCUUUAUUGCAUGCCCAUAACACGCUUCAUGGAGUGGAUGACAACAUUGGGAAGAGCAAGAAAGUAUUGAUUGCCAUGACAAGGAGGAUGAACAGGAACAAAUGGAUUAUUGGUGCUGUUAUUGCAGUCCUUAUUGUUGCUAUCGUCUUGAUCUUGUAUUUCAAACUCAAAUAAGCCAAGAACCUUCUUCUUGUACGUGCUAAGUGUUUUACGGGAACAUGACUUCUUAUUCUUAUUCUUAUUAUUAUUUCUGUUUCCCGUGGUUAAUUGUGUGAGUUUGCCAUCGAGUUCUGACAUAAAGAUAUUUGCUUUUAUCUACUGACAAUGUACUUUUCAUCCAUUGUUAUCCUAUGGAAUGGUUUUUGGGAUAAACAUUAAAUAUAUAUGGUCUUUAAUCUCCA